Messenger RNA from Xenopus laevis (African clawed frog), 2757 nucleotides. It is a transcript of the gene klhl5.L, whose product is annotated as kelch-like protein 5. The transcript is spliced from 12 exons. Gene Ontology annotation, cellular component: cytoskeleton. Bases 731 to 2437 code for a protein of 568 amino acids. The record is from RefSeq and is a predicted model, not a curated record. Lineage: Eukaryota; Metazoa; Chordata; Amphibia; Anura; Pipidae.
AAUAGAUCGCCGUUGUAUUAAAAUUGUUGGGGCGAUAAUUCGUAGCCAACACAUGGCCCGAAAAUGGUAUGGAAGGUUUUCUGUGAUUAUACCGGUUACAACCAGCUUGUAAAUGCUCUCUGGCUCUGGUUGUCACUGGGUCACUGGCUUUGAGGUGUCACUUUAUGUUAUGGUGUUUUUGCUGCUUAUCUUUCUGUUCAGACACUCUCCUUUUUAUUUUCCAUUCUGGCUUCAUAACUCUGGUUACAUGGAUAAUUAAACCUUAGCAACCAGCAGGUAAAAAUCCAAAUCUGACAGCUGCACAUAUAAUAAAAACAAAAGACCAUUUGCAACCGGUUUCAGAAGGGUCUGUCCACAUCAGCUCCCUCACCAACACGUCUUAGUACCGCCUCCCAGAUGUUUGUUGCUCUGUAGCUCCGCCCUUGUUCUGAUGUCACUACCGCCCGCCCCUCUCCCUGUGCUGCCAGAAAACUAACGGGGGUAUGGGUGUGAUGUUGUCAGCCUGGGGUCUGUAAGCAGCCGUGGGGGACGAGGCAUGGAGGCUCUGCGGCUCAGUUCGCUGCCAAACACAGACAAGUCCCUCCGCUGUCCUCUUGUUGCCGGUUGCUACGUGUUGCCAGCCAGGAUUCGUCCUGCUUCCUGUCACAGAACUGGAGAGGGAAGUCUAUCUAUAUAAAGACAAGUCAGCAGGACUUCAAACAGCAACCAGACUUUAUCAUCCUACCAAACAAUGGAAUCCUGCACAGCAGAUGAGUGUUACCAGUCCCUCAACCAUGCAGAACAGACAUUUAAAAGGAUGGAGAACUAUCUUAGGCACAAGCAGCUGUGUGAUGUCAUCUUAAUUGCAGGAGAUCGCAGGAUCCCAGCCCACAGGCUGGUUCUUUCAUCUGUCUCUGACUACUUUGCUGCCAUGUUCACUAGUGAUGUAAGAGAGGCAAGACAGGAAGAAAUUAAAAUGGAAGGUGUUGAACCAAAUGCUCUUUGGGCCUUAGUGCAAUAUUCAUACACAGGUCGCCUUGAAUUAAAAGAAGAUAAUAUAGAAUGUUUGCUUUCUGCUGCCUGCCUUCUGCAACUAUCUCAGGUUGUAGAAGCAUGCUGCAAAUUCCUGAUGAAACAGCUUCACCCCUCCAACUGUUUGGGCAUUCGCUCAUUUGCAGAUGCUCAAGGCUGCACCGAUCUCCAUAAAGUGGCUCAUAACUACACAAUGGAACAUUUUAUGGAAGUGAUCAGGAACCAGGAGUUUCUUUUAUUGCCAGGAGUGGAAAUAGCCAAACUUUUAGCAAGUGAUGAUAUGAAUAUCCCCAGUGAAGAGACCAUUUUAAAUGCUCUGUUAACCUGGGUUCGGCAUGAUGUGGAACAGAGGAGAAAAGACCUCAGUAAACUGCUGGCUUAUAUUAGGUUACCCCUGCUGGCACCACAGUUUCUUGCAGAUAUGGAAAAUAAUGCACUAUUUAGAGACGACAUUGAAUGUCAGAAACUUAUUAUGGAAGCCAUGAAAUACCAUUUGUUGCCUGAAAGAAGACCCAUGCUUCAAAGCCCUCGCACAAAGCCUAGAAAGUCUACAGUUGGAAUGCUGUUUGCUGUUGGUGGAAUGGACGCAACUAAAGGAGCUACCAGUAUAGAGAAGUAUGACCUUCGUACCAACAUGUGGACACCUGUGGCUAAUAUGAAUGGCAGGAGGCUGCAGUUUGGUGUUGCAGUGCUGGAUGAGAAGUUGUAUGUUGUUGGAGGGAGAGAUGGAUUGAAGACCCUUAAUACUGUUGAGUGUUACAACCCCAAAACUAAAACAUGGAAUGUUAUGCCUCCAAUGUCAACUCAUAGACAUGGACUUGGUGUUGCAGUUCUGGAAGGGCCGAUGUAUGCAGUCGGUGGUCAUGAUGGGUGGAGUUACCUCAACACAGUGGAGAGAUGGGAUCCGCAGGCUCGUCAGUGGAAUUUUGUGGCCAGUAUGUCAACUCCUAGGAGCACAGUUGGUGUGGCUGUACUAAGUGGAAAGCUUUAUGCAGUGGGCGGUAGAGAUGGAAGUUCAUGCCUCAAGUCUGUAGAAUGCUUUGAUCCUCACACCAAUAAAUGGACGUUGUGCUCCCAAAUGUCAAAGCGAAGAGGUGGGGUCGGCGUUGCUACUUGGAAUGGAUUUUUAUAUGCUAUAGGAGGACACGAUGCACCCGCUUCCAACCUGACAUCUCGAUUGUCAGACUGUGUAGAAAGAUACGAUCCCAAAACUGACAUGUGGACAACGGUGGCUUCUAUGAGCAUCAGCAGAGACGCAGUGGGCAUGUGCCUGUUGGGUGACAAACUUUACGCUGUAGGAGGAUAUGAUGGGCUGAGUUAUCUAAACACAGUUGAAGCUUAUGACCCCCAGACCAAUGAGUGGGCGCAGGUUGCUCCGUUGUGCCUUGGAAGAGCCGCCGCAUGUGUGGUCACAGUAAAACUUUAAACUGCACAUUUUCUUUCACAUUCCCAAAGAUCGUUGAUUUUAGUAUUCAUGCUAAUCUUCCACAGCCAUCUAGUAUUUCAUGCAUUUUAAUGCACACAAAAAAAUACAGUAACAUUUUAUUUCUGUAUAAAUUAUAUUACAGGGUAUCUUACAAAGAUUUCUGUCAGUCACUGUGUAGACUGCUCACAUCUAAAGGUUCAAUGUACAAAACCAUAAAUAUAUGAUUUAUAUUGCACUGAGACAUUUUGGGGGUUAUUUAUCAAAGUCCAAAUUUAUCUCAUUGACCUUUUAAAGGGGUAAAACACCAUUUUUUUUUUGUG